AUGAAAAGUGACAAUUUCUCCACUUUCCAAGUCGAGUCUUCAGUCUUCAACGCGAGGCACCACUGGAAAAAGGCCGUUGUUUACAUUCCAGCUCCUCUAAGGAACAACACAAAACGAGAGGACCAACCAGCGCGUGUCUUCGAAGAUGGCAAGGCUUCUGUUGACGGGGAUGAUGAGGGAAAUGAAAGCGUAGGCGGGAGGCCCUCAUCAUCCAUCCACUGCGCGAUGUCCACCAAGGCGAGCAACUGCCAGUCAGACCAGAGUGCCAUGCGGCUCUGCGGGUCGGCACUUGGCACCCCGAGGAGAAGCUCGGUGGAGGAGGAGGAGGAGGAGGAUGAGGAGGAGAAACCCCCUUGGACGCAGAGCCGCCAUGCUGCCCACGUUCAUAUUGAUCCCGACGUUGACCUCCCCGUCCGAACCCGAGGCCGAGGUCACGAGAGGCUGAAAGCCAUCCGGGAGGGCGUGGCUAAAUGGAAAUUUCCCGCCAGACAGCCAACGAAGAUCCUCCCCCCACCCCCUACCUGGCAGCGUCCCCAGUCUUGGUCUCUUCAGCUCCAGCAUUCGCUGCCGGAGAUGGAGGGCGUCGUAUCCGACGACCUGCGUCUGCGCAUAGAGCGCAUCCUAUCCUACCCCGCCGGAGGAGGGACAGGAGCCGAGGAAUCGGCUCUAGAGUCAGCUGUUUCCAACGAACAAGAGGAAGACAGAGAGCCCGCAGGAGCUCUGCUUCAGGAUUACCUAGAUCAGCUGGAUCCUGAGGAAGAUGAAGAAGAAGAGGAGGAGGCAGAGGAGGAUGAACUGAUCUUUCAAAAUUCUGACAACGAGGAAAGCGACGCCGACCUUCUCUUCGACCCCGAAAAGGAGAUCUACACGACCCCUUAUUUGGUGUUCCUUCAGCAGUCAAGGUCAAGGAGGAGGGAUCCCAUCCAGCCGACCCGGGUUGAGGAUGACCAAGACGAGGCAAAGGAAGAAGGCGAAGAAGAAGGCGAAGGAGAGGAAGAGAAUGACCGCGACGAAAAUGACCUCUCCAGCAGUGGCAGCAGAGAGGGGGCGAAGGGGCGCAACGAUUUUCGUUCCAGUGGGCCUACUACGGACAGGACCCUCCCUGACAGCAAGGACCUGCCAACUCCCCAUUCGGGCAACGUCGAUGACGCCCAGGAGCCUCUGGCGGGAGUGAGUCUACAGGUCAGGCGCCCCUCCAGAAGCGCAGGGAGCAAAUCGCAAGACGACGAGGACCAAGCCUCCGACGACAGCCCGGAAGAGGACGCUGACGAUGACCCGGCCGAAGCGGGAGAGUCAGGGGAAGGCGCGCAGGGGAAAAAGAAGAAGAAAAAGAAGAAAAAGAAAAAGAAGAAGAAGAGGAGGAGAGGGCCCCACGGCGAGAUGGUCGGAGAGGAGACGGAAGAGGAAGUGAGACUGGCCAAGAUGGAGGAGCUGAAGAAGUCGGUGGCUUUGAAUCUCUACAGGGAGUUCGUCAAGACAGUUUACGUGAAGAAGUACCCAGAUUUCCAUCUCUUCAGCAGCUUCGAAGAGCAGGACAUUUCAAAAGAUGCCGAGGCUAUGAAGAUCCCGGGAGAUAUGUAAGGAAGCUUAAAUUGCUUUCGAAAGGGUACUCUCAAUUCAGCAUUUAAAAAUUAAUGACUAAAUAAAA
Molecule: messenger RNA, 1648 nt
Organism: Macrobrachium nipponense
Lineage: Eukaryota; Metazoa; Arthropoda; Malacostraca; Decapoda; Palaemonidae
Product: ABC transporter F family member 4-like
Exons: 6
Coding region: 1-1581 (526 amino acids)
Source: RefSeq, a predicted model, not a curated record